AUGGGAAGCACACCACCACUCACAAUAACCGACCAAGACCCGGCGAUGAAGGUUGCAAUUGCACAAGAAUUCCCAGAAACUCGCCAUCGUUACUGUAUGUGGCAUAUAAUGGCAAAGGUUAGCGAUAAAGUGAGUCCUGAAUUAGCCAAAAAUGAAGCAUUCCGACGAGAGCUGAAUGAUGUUGUUUGGAAUGACAGCUUGACUACCACCAAAUUUGAGGUUGCAUGGAAAGGAGUUAUAGAAAAAUUUGGCCUAAUUGAAAAUCCAUGGCUAAACCGCAUGUACGACGAGCGCGCUUCGUGGAUCCCUACAUGUUUUGAAGGUGUUUUUAUGGGCAGGCUAUUGCAUACAACUUCACGCUCUAAAGCAGAGAACCGGAUUUUCAGAAGCAACACUAGCAAACAUAUUUGUGUUUCGGAAUUUUUUAACAGGAUAGAGAGUACAAUCAGAAAGCAACGCCUAACACAAACCGAGCUAAACGGUGCCAGCAUUGCACAAACACCCCCCUACAAAACCCAAUUGCGCAUUGAGCGAGCGGCAGCUUCACUAUAUACAUUAACUGUGUUUUAUGAUGUGCAGAAGGAGAUAUGUGCCAAAUGUUUUGAUUGCCGGGUCCGUGGUGUCACACACGGUGAGUCCGGGAACACAUAUGAGGUCGAGGAUGAGCACGAUGUACGAUACACGGUGUUCGUUGAACAUGGGACAAAGACGACAACCUUGUAUAGGUGUAUAGCCAUGGCGCAAGGAGAUUCCACGAAGCUAGAACAAAUAAGCAAUGCGCUAAAGGAGAUUGAGACCACAUGGUGCAUCGACGGCGAAGACGACGUGGCUAUAGAGAAAGGGAAACGAUCGAUCAAAGAGACAUUUUGUGGUGCCCCACACCUGAAACAAUCACCGUGCAUCCUCCCGCAGUAUCAAGUACCAAAGGGUCGGGAAAGCGAAUGA
This is a messenger RNA of Ipomoea nil (Japanese morning glory), 945 nucleotides long. Its product is annotated as protein FAR1-RELATED SEQUENCE 5-like. NCBI's taxonomy places the organism in Eukaryota, Viridiplantae, Streptophyta, Magnoliopsida, Solanales, Convolvulaceae. The transcript has 2 exons. Gene Ontology annotation, biological process: regulation of DNA-templated transcription. The record is from RefSeq and is a predicted model, not a curated record. Bases 1 to 945 code for a protein of 314 amino acids.